AUGUUUAAUAUAGUUGUAUUAAUAUCAGGUAAUGGAAGCAAUUUGCAAGCCAUCAUAGAUGCAAUUGAAAACAAGACACUGGAAGGAGUAUCUAUUAGUGCUGUCAUCUCAAACAAGUCAGAAGCAUUUGGUCUAAAGAGAGCAGAGAAACACAAUAUAGCCACAAGAGUAUUCUCUUUACAAAAGUACUUGAAAGAUGAUGCAUCUAGAAAUCGUAAUGACUAUGGUAUAGAGUUGGCAAAGAUCAUAAGAGAAUACAAUCCAAAGUUGAUUGUUUUGGCUGGUUGGAUGAUCAUCUUGCCAGCAAGCUUUUUAGUAGAGUUUGAAAAGAAUCAACCCAUCAUUGACGUUAUCAAUCUUCAUCCCGCUUUGCCUGGGCAGUUUGCUGGUGCACACGCCAUUGAACGUGCCUAUGAAUCCUUUCAAAAGGGUGAAAUUGAUCACACUGGUCUAAUGGUUCACAAAGUAAUCGAAGAGAUUGAUGCAGGUCAAGUAAUACUCACUGCAAAUGUAGACAUUAAAAAAGAGGAUACUCUAAGUGAUUUAGAAGAAAGAAUGCACUCUGUUGAACAUACUACUUUGGUCAAUGCAAUUAAAUUAUUAUCUACUCAACAAUAA
Cavenderia fasciculata is the source of this 618-nucleotide messenger RNA. It is a transcript of the gene purN, whose product is annotated as phosphoribosylglycinamide formyltransferase. Gene Ontology annotation, cellular component: cytoplasm. Gene Ontology annotation, molecular function: phosphoribosylglycinamide formyltransferase activity. The record is from RefSeq and is a predicted model, not a curated record. Gene Ontology annotation, biological process: 'de novo' IMP biosynthetic process. Lineage: Eukaryota; Evosea; Eumycetozoa; Acytosteliales; Cavenderiaceae. The coding region runs from base 1 to 618 and encodes 205 amino acids. The transcript has a single exon.